Messenger RNA from Eucalyptus grandis, 1364 nucleotides. RefSeq names its product TMV resistance protein N-like. Lineage: Eukaryota; Viridiplantae; Streptophyta; Magnoliopsida; Myrtales; Myrtaceae. Bases 184 to 666 code for a protein of 160 amino acids. The record is from RefSeq and is a predicted model, not a curated record. The transcript has 3 exons. Gene Ontology annotation, biological process: signal transduction.
CAUCUAUACGCAGCUCUAUUCCAUGCUGGAAUAUACUACUUCGACGUUCAACGAAGGGAGAAAGAUGAAGGGAAUCUAAUGAUCACAGUUCCGAGGAUGAUCGAGGAAUCAAACCUUGCAAUCAUCAUUUUCUCUGAGGACAACGCCUAGUCAAGGUUGUGUUUGGAAGAGGUGGUGAAAAUCAUGGAGUGUAAGAAGCAAAGAGACCUCAAGGUCUUUCCGGUGUUUUAUAGAGUGGAAUUAGGUAGAGUGAGUGGAUUGAAAGGGAGUUACCGAACUCGUAUUGAAUAUUUUCAAAAGAAGCUCGACAAGGAUGUGAGGAAAUUGAUGAGAUGGAAGGAUGCUCUCCAGGAGGCGGGUAGCUUGUCCGGGUGGUACUUGGAUGAUGAAACGUCGGAGGCCAAGAUAAUUGAAGACAUCGUCAAAAAGAUCUCUGAACUGAAAAUGUACGAUGUGUUUCUGAGCUUCAGAGGUAAGGAUGUCCGUGAGUACUUUGUUAAGGGUCUGAACGAGGCCUUGGUGCAAAAGGGCAUAAAGACUUUCAUGGAUAGCGAGAACAUACUGAUGGGCCAGGAUUUCCCAUCGAAACUGAAGGAAGCCAUUGAACAAUCUCGCAUGUACGUUGUCAUUUUCUCAGAAACUACGCUGAAUCUUGGUGGUGUCUGAAGGAGUUGGUGCAGAUCCAAGGGGAGAAGAACAGAACAAAACAGCUGCUGCCGAUAUUUUACAAGGUGGCACCGGGGGAAGUAAGGGGACAGAAUCCACGGGAAGUGAGUGGAAAGAAACAGAGUUAUGAGAAAGCAUUGACCGACCACAUAAGAGCGAGUUUGGGAAGCGCAAGGUUAAAAAUGGAAGGAGGCUCUCUAAAGCUGCCAAUGUGAAUGGAAUACAUCUGCAUGAUGGGAACAUGUCUGGUUGCAUCGCUAGGAUUGUUAAAGAGAUGGAGAAAAUGAUGCAAAGGAUCGAAUGACAGCUAGGAUGAAAAAGCUCAAAAUGUCAGUUCCAUCAAACGGAAUAUAAUUUUAUUACGCUGAGAUUGUCGUAUGAUAUUACUCUUAAAUGUCGUGAAUAAAAAUUGUCGCUUUUCCUCUUUCCUCUCUAGGGUUUCUCCUCUUCAUCUUAUCUUCACGCAGCUUUCUUCUUCAACCUCCAUGGAGGGGAGGGUUUAAGCUAGCGUCCCCUCCCUUUUUUCCUUUUUCUUUGGCUGAUUUUGUUCUCUAUUAUAUUUGUCUUGCUUUCCUCUCAUUUUGCGGAGCUUUCCUUUUCUGAUUUAGUCUAGAUUUGGAAGCUCUUCUCUCCCAUUUCAGAAAGGUUUCUAUCUCUAUCCAAUCUAGAUUUGGGGAUUUUUGCAUGUAUGAUUUCAG